ACCAGAUCCACCAUGCUGCCCAUGCGGACGCUCCUUUUCUUCCUGCCCCUCGGGGUGGUGCAGUCGCAGCUGCAGUAUGGCAACCGCUCCACACUUGAGAAGCUGGCUAAGGAAGCUGAGGCUGACGCUGGACCAGAGGAAGAGGUCACCGAGGGAUUCACGCAUCCCACACUCUGCGACUCCAGCGUGAACCAGACCUCAGGCUACAUUGCUGUGAACCUGGUCACCAAGUACUUCUUCUGGCUGUUCGAGGCGAAGCAGGACCCUUCAACGGCACCGCUGGUGAUGUGGCUCUCAGGGGGCCCAGGCUGCUCCUCGCAGCUGGCACUGUUUGCAGAGAACGGCCCCUGCAAGGUGGCGAAGAGUGGUCAGUCGACUUAUCCAAACCCAUCUUCAUGGCACUACGCUGCCAAUGUAAUGUGGGUCGACCAGCCUGCUGGCGUUGGCUUCUCCACGGGCAUCGGCACUCACAACGAGCAGGGAGUUGCGGACAACAUGUACGUGUUUCUGCAGAAGUUCUUCCAGCAGUUCCCGCAGUACCAGAAGACGAACUUCUUCGUGUUUGGAGAGUCCUAUGCAGGACAUUACGUGCCCGCGAUUUCCCACAGGAUCUGGAGCGGCAACAAGGCCAACGAGGGGCUGCACAUUCCGCUGAAGGGCCUGGCAAUCGGUAACGGACUCACAGAUCCGCUGGAGCAGUACAAGUGGUACCCAGAGAUGGGACACUUCGGGGGUCAGCAGGAGGGAGGCCACGCGCCCGCCAACGUCAUCAGCAAAGGCGACUACUACAUCAUGAAAGGGCUGGUGCCUGCGUGCGAACUGGGAAUUAUCGCCUGCAACAGAGGUGUUGAUCCUGACCCUCAGUCUGGUGGCGUGGUGAAUGCGACUGCAUGCUUCGCAGCCUAUGACGCCUGCAACCUCAUGGCAAUCAUGCCGUACGAACUGACAGGCAAGAACCCCUACGACAUGCGCCAGCUGUGCCUUCACGGACGUCUGUGCUAUGACUUUGACAUGAUCACGACUUACCUGAACAAGCCAGAGAUCCAAGCAGCGCUGGGCGUCAAAAAGAAGUGGGGCUCUUGCAACAUGGCCGUGGACCUGUCCUUUGUGGCUGCGGGUGACUGGCUGAUCCGCUACCAAGGGCUGAUCCCGGAUCUCCUGAAGGAUGGAGUGGAGGUCCUGAUCUACGCCGGGGAUGUGGAUUACAUCUGCAACUGGCUUGGGAACAAGGCCUGGUGGGUCACUGCCCAGUCAGGAUGUUGGACUGGGCCCGUAUAA
Messenger RNA from Symbiodinium pilosum, 1278 nucleotides. Lineage: Eukaryota; Dinophyceae; Suessiales; Symbiodiniaceae. The record is from the annotation of a GenBank genome assembly.